Messenger RNA from Cladophialophora immunda, 1118 nucleotides. RefSeq lists its product as uncharacterized. The record is from RefSeq and is a predicted model, not a curated record. Lineage: Eukaryota; Fungi; Ascomycota; Eurotiomycetes; Chaetothyriales; Herpotrichiellaceae. The transcript is spliced from 2 exons. The coding region runs from base 120 to 731 and encodes 203 amino acids.
CUCCAAUUUAUUUUUCUACAAGUCACGACCAAACUGCAAAACGCCUCCUGCCAAUAUUUCUUAGCCACAAACUUGAUAUGUUCUUUUGGCUCUGAAGGACCCAGGAUUGACCAAACGCGAUGAGUGUCAAGCGAGCCAGAGAUGAUUCAUCUGCUGGUGCAAAGCAGCCAGACAAGAAGAAACGCAAGGGAUUCUCUGUUGGACCAGCGAAUCUUCCUGAUGGCACAUAUCGGCGGAAGACACAAAAAAUCAAAAACGACCUCAUCCAAAAAGCAAAGGUGAAAAGGGCUUAUGCCAAAGUCAAGGCACAAGAGGAGGCUGCACGAAUUGCACAAAACACUGAGAGCGGCCCGAAUGACCUCCCUCCCGAAAAUGCUCCCGUAAGCCUUGAGUUACAUCCGGACCGACAAGCAAUGCUCGAAAGACCAGAGGCGCGCGACAGACAAAUGCAACUCGACCAGGACGAUGCUCGAAAACAGAAUAGCCACUUCGACAAUCAAUCGAGAAAACGCCCUCCGAAACAAUCACGGUACAAGAAAGAAAUAAACCUUGCAGCUGAACACAAAGCAGCACUUGAAGCGAAAAGGAAAGCUAGAGAGGCUCGUGAGAAGGAGAACAAAGCCAUGGCAAAGGCUAGAAGACCCGGUAAAGACGGAAAAAUAAAGCUCGGGCGCCAGGGCACCGCGUUGCUGAAUCGAGUCCGGAGGCUGGCUGAAGAGGGCAAGAUAUGAAGUGGAAGUCCCUGCUCCACCAAAGAGAAAGGACCGGUUUGCAGCGUUCUCUAGGCCGAUCACAUUCUGGAGGCCAAAUCACCAAGGGUCGGUCUACUCGUAGGUUGGUGAGUUCUCAACCGUCACAAAGACUGUUGUGUAUAAAGGAACAGGCUUUCAAUGACAAUACCCUUCAGACACCGACUUGUACUGCGACCAUUGUGACAACAAGAGCUAAUAAAACAAAGCCCAUUCGACGACAAUCUAAGGUCAAUACUUCAAAGAACGAACUUUAUAAAACUGCCCCGACCAUCGACAGCCUUUUGAUUCCAUGGUUUGUACUUCUCUCGCCAUCAAUCGGUCUAUGAACAGCAUCCUAUAGACGCUCACACGAAUAAUCAUUUACUG